Molecule: messenger RNA, 1867 nt
Organism: Halichondria panicea
Lineage: Eukaryota; Metazoa; Porifera; Demospongiae; Suberitida; Halichondriidae
Product: TNF receptor-associated factor 6-like
Exons: 1
Coding region: 102-1748 (548 amino acids)
Biological process (GO): regulation of apoptotic process; signal transduction
Molecular function (GO): zinc ion binding; protein binding
Source: RefSeq, a predicted model, not a curated record
UGUGAGCAGUUUGCAAGGUGUGGCUCACAUCAAGCACUCCUACAUACAUUGUAUACUUAGAUUUACUUUAGCUUAAGCUUGUACUGUGUUUUAGUCAAAACAUGGAACUUUCUGAGAUUAACAGAACUUGUCAAAGUGCUUGUGAGGAGGAUCCAGUCACCCCACAGCAGCAGUCUCGCUAUGAUUCCAUCCGAUCCCCUUCUAGAUCCAGGAGACAAAGUGGCUUUGAGUGUGAAUUUGUUGUUCCUGCUCCUACCCUCAUCCAAACAGAGUGCUCCAUCUGUUUACUCAUACUUAAAGAGCCUUAUCUUAUUGGCUGUUGUGGACAUAACUUCUGUAAAGUUUGUAUCGAGCAAAUCAAAGCCAAAGCCAUGCCCUGUCCGCUGUGUGGUGAACAGGAGUAUGGCGUCCUGCCCAACAAAGGUCUGCAAAGAUCGAUGAAUGAACUCAAAGUCGAGUGUUCCAAGAAGAGCGUUGGUUGUUUAUGGACUGGGGACCUGGGCAGCUUCAACACACAUUUGAAUGAAACGUACGACUCAUAUACACAACUUUCAGGCUGUAGCUAUGUCGAAGUUGAAUGUAAGCACGGUUGUGGAGGUCGUUUUCUUCGUAACUUCGUGUCGAAUCAUCAGAAUGAGAAAUGUCCUCAGAGACCGUUUUGUUGUGACUAUUGUCGUGACUAUAACUCUAUCCAUGCUGAUGUGGUGCAUAGGCACUGGCCUUUAUGCAAAUUCUACCCUCUAAGAUGCCCAAACAAAUGCACUGUGUAUGCUAUAGAACGUCAGAACAUGGAGAAUCAUCUCGAAAAUGAAUGCCCACUCAAGGUGAUAGAUUGUGAAUUCCAAUAUACUGGUUGUACUGUCAGGUUGCCUAGACAAGAUAUGCCUACUCACACGUCCAAAAUGUACAUCGAACACAUGACACUUCUCAGCUCACUCAAUCAGAAACUGAUUGAAGACUUGUCCGCCAAAGAUGACGAUUUUGCGGUGUUUUCUGACGAGGUGAAUUCCAAGAUAUCGAAUAACGAAGCUGAAAUUGAACAACUAAGAAAUGAAAAUUCCAUGUUGAAACACACAUUAGCUGAAAUGCGGUCUGAUAUGCAGACAAUGUUUGUUCAGAUAAAGCAAUCCAUCACCAAACUACAGGACCAGCCUAAAAUCCAAGAAGAGAAGCUGAAACAACACAGUGAUUUUUGUCAGUCCAAUGUCGACAGUCUCAACUCUAGUCUCGAUUCUGUUCAAUCUAGCCUCUCAACACAGUGCUACUCCAUACAAGCACACAUGGGCUUGUUUCCGAUCGUCUUCAAACUAAACAAUUUCGAAAAGCACCGUGAAAAUGGAACCAAUUGGAUCAGCCCCCCAUUUCGAUCUAGUCGUGACGGAUACAAACUCUGCUUAGUUGUUGAGUGUAAAGUUGAUGGCGGUUUUGUGUCUGUGUAUGCUUGUCUGAUGCAGGGGGACUCUGAUGACUCGCUCUCCUGGCCAUUCUGUGGUGAGAUAACCAUUCAGCUGUUGAACCAACUCGGCGAUCGUCAUCACGCAACAGGGACCAUUCGAUUCACUCUGUUCACACCGUCAGUUUACGCAGCCAGAGUGUACGACUCAGAGCACGGGCCUAAAGGAUGGGGGCAGCAGAAAUUCAUUGGUCACCAAGAACUUGGCUAUAAUGGCGUCAAGAAGAGACAGUACUUAUUGAAUGACUGCUUGUGUUUUAGAAUAUCAAGAGUUGAAGCUCUCAAGACAUUGUAAUGAUCAGUAACCAACCAUCUAUAAAUUAUGUACAUUCAAUUAUUUUCUUUUUAGGGUGUCAUUUUGUGCUUGUACUGAAUGUCAAACAAUGUUCAUUCAAUGAUUGUUUAGCAAAACAA